AUGAAGUCACAGUCGAGUCUAGAGGUGCCGAAGCAGGUGAGGUCCGCCUCCUUCGACGAGAUACAGCUCGAGGCGAAGCGGCAGGACGGGGCGCGGGCGAGAGAACAAAGCCCCGCCGAUCGGGCCGCGGCGGCUUCGUGCAACCCCCAGCAACCCUCGUUCCGGUCGGCAUCAUCCGCCUUCACCUCCGCCGCCAGCAGCUCCGCCGCGAUCGCCGCCCCGAGCCGUUACUCCCACCACGAGUCGGCCGUCAGGAGACUGACGACCCUCCGCGUACCCCAGCUGCGGAGCAACCAGCGUUCGAAGAGCUUCGAUGCUUGCGGCAUCGACAAGAGAAGCACGGGGAAUCCUUCGCCGCCGCCGAUUCUCCAGGCAUCCGGAUGCUACCACUGCGCCUGCGUCGAGGAGUACGAGCGGCGGCAGGCCAGGAAGAACGAGGCCGCGGAAUCACCCUCCGCGAUAUUCGCAGCCAGGACUAUCCUCGACGCGAGGGUCGGGAGCACCGAGGAUGGUGAGGACGAGGAGGAGGACGACGAGAGGGAGGAGAACGAGGACGAGGACGACGAAGACGCCGACGCCGAUGACUUGCAGGACGCGGAAGAAGACGCGCUCAGGUACCGCGAACGAUCCUCGGGGAGUUCCUGUUCGCAGCAGGACUCCCAGGAGAGAACGGACCGCGAGAACAGCCCCGAGAUUCUGGUCACCCUGACGAGCACGGACUCCUCUUAUCCCUCGACGAGACGGAGGUCGGUCGCCUCGCCCAAACUCUCGAGACAGGAAGCGCUUACCUCGUUUCCCGCCGACCUCACCUCCACCCUUAGCAUCAAGGACCCCGAAGACGACGAGGGCGACGGCAGCUCCGAUCCAUCCGCGACCGACGUCGAGUCCGAGGAACGGACUGGACUGAGAGGCGGACGACUCGUCGUCAGGGACAUUUUCCUCACCGUUCCAGAGCUUAAGAGAGACCGUGCAGCCUCCGUCGACUCCUGCUUCAACGGCAGCAAGGCCUCCGAGAAGACCGGAGAGAACCAGCAGGGCCUCCUUGCCGUUCCUCAGCAGAGCUUGCGAUCGAAAAGCGUCGACAUCGUCCUUCCCACCGACGCUCAGACCAGAUACACCACCCUCCUACCAUCCAACGAGUCUCGUCAGUUGCGAGGAGGGAGAGAGGGAGCAGAUGGUGGGUCGAGUGCUGGCCAACAAAGAGAACCCCGAUCGACGCCAGACUGGGGACCGAGCGCGAUCAACGGGGAACAUCUCUGGGUCCCAACCGCUGCUUCCGGGGACUUUUGCUACGUCACUGACUGUUCCAAACACGGUCCGAGGCUGAAGUGCGCAGCGUGUCGAGUAGUGGCUCACGCCUGCUGCGCUACGGGACUCGGGUUUGCCUGCAAGCCUAGUUUCCGGGACGUUGGAGUGCGGCAGUACCGGGAGCAGACAUCGACGCACCAUCACUGGGUGCACAGAAGAUCGCAGAAGGGUAAAUGCGCCAACUGUGGUAAAUCGUUCCAGUCCAAGCUCAGUUUCAGUUCAAAGGAGAUAGUAGCGCUGAGCUGCAGCUGGUGCAAGACGGCUUACCACAACAAGGAGGCAUGCUUCAACGUCCAGAAGAUCGGCGAAAACUGCGACCUGGGCCGUCACGCUUCGGUGAUAGUUCCUCCCUCGUGGAUAGUAAAGCUUCCGCGUAAAGGGAGCUUCAAAAGCAGCCUCCGUAAGUCGCCCCAGAAGAAAAAGUCCGGCUCGGGUGGCGGCGGCUGUUUGGCCGGCACCGCCUCCACCCGAAAGAAGAAGGACAAGGACAAAGAUAAGGAGCAGACCAGACUCUGGGUCGUCAAGCCCAUACCGACGGCCAGCGUCAGGCCCGUCUUGGUGUUCAUCAACCCCAAAUCAGGCGGCAAUCAAGGCGCGAAACUCCUUCAGAAGUUUCAGUGGCUCCUCAAUCCGCGUCAGGUCUUUGACCUCACACAAGGCGGUCCGAAAAUGGGAUUGGAGCUCUUCAAAAAAGUCCCGAACCUCAGGGUUCUGGCUUGCGGUGGCGACGGUACCGUCGGCUGGGUCCUCUCCAUUCUCGAUCAAAUCGGGGCAUCGCCGCCGCCUGCGGUUGGCGUCCUUCCUCUCGGUACGGGAAACGACCUUGCUCGGGCCCUCGGCUGGGGCGGCGGAUACACCGACGAGCCCAUAGCCAAGAUACUCUCGAACAUCGGGGACAGCGACACUACGCUUCUAGAUCGAUGGCAACUGACCGUUGAGAGGAACACCGACGCUCCGAACGACGACGAGGCUGGUAAAGGGAAGGAGAACCUUCCCUUGAACGUGGUCAACAACUAUUUUUCCCUCGGCGUCGACGCUCACAUCGCCCUAGAAUUUCACGAGGCAAGAGAGGCUCACCCGGAAAAGUUCAACUCCCGGCUCAGGAACAAAAUGUUCUACGGACAAAUGGGCGGCAAGGAUCUUGUCCGCCGAAAGUGGAAGGACCUCUCGGAGUUUGUUACCCUGGAAUGCGACGGGCAGGACUUGACUCCAAAGCUGAAGGAGCACCGAGUCCACGCUAUAGUAUUUCUCAACAUCGGAUCCUACGGAGGAGGAACUCACCCCUGGGCUGCGGGGGGUGGUGGAAGCAGCGGGGGUGGCUCGGGAGUGACUGGCGAACCGGCUACCGAUGACGGGCUGAUCGAGGUCGUGGGGCUGACGACUUAUCAGCUUCCCUUGCUGCAGGCAGGCGGUCAUGGAACCUGCAUAGCCCAGUGCAGCAAGGCGAAGUUGGUAACGACGAGGACGAUCCCGAUGCAGGUGGAUGGUGAGGCGUGCCGCUUGCUACCGUCGACGAUCUCGCUAUCGCUGCUCAACCAAGCGACGAUGCUCGCGAAGCGAAGAAACACAGGAAAACCGCAGCAGAACGUCGGAGCGAAACUGGAGCGGCUAAAGCUGCCCGUUAUGAAGAUCAAAAUGUCCGACUACGAGGCGUACCACUCGGACAAGGAGCGACUCAAACGGUCGGCUGUCUCUUGGCUGCCGGAUACCCUCGACCUGGACGCCACUCUGGACCUCGAAUCCCUGCGAGGAAUACUCGCGAAAGAUCUGCCGAUGGACGCCUGUUGCUUUUUGGACUCUUGCACGGCGGAGCGAUUUUUCAGGAUCGACAGAGCCCAAGAGCAGCUUCACUACGUCACCGACGUCGCGGCUGAUGCUCUUUACGUUUUGGAGGAGGGAGUCGCGGCGGUUCCGCACCCGGAUGCGGACAGCGUCGCUCAGCCGUCACCAAGCGACGAGGCGGCCAAGCCGGGGACCGGAACUGUGGCCGAGGAGAGGCGACUCUCACCGGGACGCGCGUCUCCCGUGCAGGACCAAUCGCGGUCGGCGCGAGAACCGGAACCGGAGCGACGAGCGUCGAGUCGAAGGGUGCCCGAGAUCGCGGUCGCCGGGACCGAGGAACCUGGCAAGCUUCCGGAUACAACGCCGUCCAACGGCGCCAAGCCUCCCGCCAACAAAUCCAACGACGCCUCGUCCGCGGCGUCCAGCCAAUCUCAUCAGCCUCUUGCUUUCGUCAGUUCGAGGGAUCGUUUGUUCGGACUGAGUGCGGAGGUGCACGAGCACAGUCAUACCUUUGGCGGUGGUCUCCUCGAGAAGACGUGCGACGGCAUACUGAGGGCGGCAAAAACCGGCGACCUGCCGGCUCUGAAGGAUCUGCACUCCAAGGGUUACUCGCUUCUCUCGAUCGACGUGAACGGACAGACUGCUUUGCACCACGCCGCGAGGCACGGCCACAAGGACAUAGUGAGGUACCUGAUCGCCUGCGCCCCUUCGACGAUCCUGAACAUGGCGGACAACGACAAGGGACAAACAGCCCUUCACAAGGCCGCCCAGCAGAAAAGGCGCUCGGUUUGCUGCAUGCUGGUGGCCGGAGGAGCGACUCUUACGGUUCGAGAUCGACACGGUCACACGGCACGGCAGUUGGCCCUCAAUGCAGAGGAUCGGGAGCUGGCAGCAUACCUGGAGAGUCAGGAGCAAUUUCACCUGGUGACAGUGGACAUGGAAAGCGUUCUUUGACCCACCGAGCUUUAUGGUCUGGCUUAAACGAGCCUGCAGCGAAUUUAAUCAGUUAUGUAUAGUUACAUUAUAAUAUUAUUAUAUAUUAUAUAGACUAUUCGCACGUUAAAAGGAAACGUGUGAUAAUAUUCGGUUAACGAUAUGAUAUAUGUACCCGUAAAACACAAGUAUAAGGGUAGGUAUAGUAACAAUAAUUCUGACGAUCUUUUUUUUUCUUUCGCUAAAAAAUAUAAAGAUUUUUCACCUUAUUCGAUCGCAUGUGAUAUAAAAGCACGCGUAAAAGCAUUUAAAAAAAGCAAAAACCGAAAAUUAAAGAAAAGAAAAAAAAAAUACCCACACGUUAACAAUUGUUCGAAAAAUUUACUCAAACUACGACAAGAAUCGAAGUAAUGAAACGAAGAGAACAGAAUUAUAUUAAAAUUAAAUCAAUUAAUUAUUAAUAUAACGUUUAAUGAUAUUCAACGUAAAGUGUAUAAUAUUUCCUACAUAAUAUCUAUGCUCGACAAUUUUUACUCUGCUCCAUGACUAAAUAUAGUCUGUUAUUGUAUAUUAUAUACGUACUAUAUACAAAUUCGCGGAUACACGUUUGUUUAAAUACAUACACCGACGCUAGGCUGUGUUACGAAUCUGGGGAGCAGCUUCAGUUUCUAAUAUUCGUACGGUAUACGAAUAUACCAAAUUUAGAUACGCGGACCGUACACCAGUUUACAUUCAAAAACGCGUAGGGUGAAACCUAUAUAUAUAUAUAUAAUAUAUAUAUAGAGCAUACCUAUAUUCACUCUGUUGACAAAUGAAAUAAGUAUGUAUUGUUCGGUACCAAAAAAGAAAAAAUGAAAAAAAAAUUUGUGAAAUGAACGGGAUCAACGUGAGAACACCAAUUAAUUCUUAGAUGCGAUCAAAUGCUACUGCGUAUAUCUUCUCCUAUAAUAUACAUAUACAUAAUUAUACAUCGUAUUAUUACGAAUUAUUACGAAAAUUAUUCCUUGAUAUAAAAAUUUUCUCAAUUUUCCUAUGACAACUAAAAAAACACACUAAUGAAAAACAAGGAUAAUGAAGAAAAAAAGGAGUGACAUGCAAACCUACACUUUAUAGUUACAUAAUACGUAACAAAGAGAUAAUCGAACUUGUAUUAUGAAUUCACACAUAUAAAUUAUACCAAAUUGAGACCGAAUAUAUUAUCGGCUUGAUUAUCGUAAAGUAGAUCAUCGAAUUCAUUCAAUUUCGACUUGAGUUUUAUCGAUUCUCCUAUUCUUAUACAUAUACCUUGCACUGUUUAAACGAAAAAACGAGAAAAAAGCAAAAAAAGAAAAAAGAGAAAGUUAAACAAGAAAAUAUUUAACAAUACUUGUAUACCAUUAUAUUUGUUGUACAUAUAUGUACGUGUAUAUUACGUUUCGAGAAACGAUUUCGCGUCCAUCUGUGCGCUAUUUUACCGCGUUUUAGGUCGACGCAAUUACACGAAUUGAGUCUCGUAGUUCCACAAAUGAUUCAGCAAACAACGGCGGUUACGAAAAUAAGCACAAUUUGGGUUCCGAGCCACGGGGACUGUUUGAUUUUUAUAUGUGUUAAAUCAAGUAUCGGAAAUGAGCUUACGCGUCAAUGAAUAUGGCAUUGUUACGAAAAAACGUAUCGUUCUAAAUGGAGACAAAGUACGUAUGGUAAAAGAUUUUUGCCCAAAUGACGCGGUAAUCGAUUAAACAUAAAAAUGGUGUCACGAUUAUACACCGUGCAACCACUUGUAAUCAUAUAUAUUUCGUCUAUAUUUUUUUGUACUUAAUACAUAGUGAUAUUAUUUAUUUAUUUAUUGUACAGAAGCGUGCUCGAAAGAGAGAGCAGAGAUGGGCGUUAUUCCUGGAACUUGUAGUAUAUAGGUAUCAUAUAUGCAUAUACAGACAUAUCGAUGCAAGUACAUAUAUUAUAAAUAUAUAGUACAUUAAAAUUGUAUAUAGAAUAAGAAAUUUAACGGAAAUGCCUUCUACGGUCCACAUAAAGAUAUUAUUGUAUAGUUGAAAAAGAUGCGAGAAAAAAAAAUUAGGAUAAAACGCAUAAAAAAAAAUUUAAAAAAAAAAACAUAAACGCAAAAAAUAAUAAACCAGAAGAAUAAAACUGGUAUAACGUAAAUUAUUGAACAUAAAAAAAAAAAAAAUUAAAAAAAAAUAUUUAAAAAUUAACGAGAAACUGAAACACAGUAUUGCCUUCCUCGAAGAGGGUUUGGACCGCGAGUUUCGUAAUUUGUAAAGCAAUAAAAUGGACAAUCAUUAAUUGCGGUCCGAACCCUUUACACAAUAUGACCUAUAUUGUUAGUCUUUAUAUUUUUAUUUCUAAUCUUUACGUAUAACUAUAUAAGUGAAAGAAUCUCCUACGUGCAUACAUACCUAUGAUAUAUAUAUAUAUAAUAUAUAUUGUAUAUCAUACAUAUGUAUGCAUAACCGUUAUCCGAUGAGACGACAGGCAUUCUGUUGUAAUCUAUGAUACCUCUCGAGUUUCUAUUUCUUUCAUAUUCAACACAAUUAUUACCACGAUGUACAAUUUAAUAAGUAUAUUACAUUAUUCUUUUUCACUCUACCCUCCCUCCGUCCCUCCGCCCUUUGUAGUGCCUCCGUUAUACUCAAUGUCUUGACACGAACAAAUUUUCACGUUCAUAUUAUAUAUGUAUGAUAACGUAUAUCUAUUAUGUAUAGAUAUUCUAUUGAUCCACUGAAUUUUACAGUUUUACGUAAAAUUUAUUAUAUAUUAUAUAGAUGAUACCAUAUGUAUAAUACAUUCGUGCAUGUAUAUAUAUAUAUAUGCAUUAUCGAAUAGAGUAACGGAAUACAUAGUUAUGCGUUGUAACCAUCAUGAUACGAACCGGUUUCACUUAGGCCUGUGUCACACAUUGCACACCUUUUCAUUUUUAGCCUCUUCGUUGUCACACCGUAUUUAUUCAUUGUAGAAUCGAACACUUGUAGUUUUUAUCAAUAUCUUGUACUGUUUUUUGAUACUGCAUUAUCAUUAUUGAUUUGUUUACUAUUAAUAUUAUUAUUAUUAUCAUCGUUGUUAUUACUAUUCUUUUUGUCGUGAAGCGAAUUCUCUAAAACAUUGGGCAUAAUUUAAAUCACCGUUAUUUAAGCGACAACAUGCAUAGACGUGUAAUUAUUUUAUUACGAAACACGAUUAGUAAUCCGUAAACUCUGAAAACUCGUGCAUGUUACUAUAUUAUACCUCUUGUUCAAGUUUUUAUCGUUGCUGUUGCUAUUUUUAUUAUAACUGAUACCGAUUUGUCGUUACGAGAUUGUUGUAUAACGUAUAGAAAAUGUGACAUUGCAGAUUUUAGUUCUCUCAAUAAUACCACGUUUCUAAAACAAACAAAUAAAUAAUAAUAAUCAUACACAUAAUCACAAUAAAAAAAGAUAAUAGUAACGAUAAUACUGAAAUUAAUAAUGAUAAUGAUAUAUUAUAAAUUAAAGAAAUAUACGCGGAGUGUACGCGGACUCGUUAUAUAGUCAAUUUGAAUUCGAAAAAAAAAAAAAUCCUAAAUAAUACAUGAACGAUAAAACAGGUGAAAUAUUAUGGUUAAACUAUAACUAUUAUAUAGUUGCUCUGUUUCUAGAGUGUCGAGUUGAUAUUCGUUGCUGUUUAACAGAAGAAAGAGAGGAAAUUAUUAACGUAACAGGGAUACUCUACGCAAGAGAUGUAAGCACGUAAUAUCGUUGACCAAAUAAUCGCGGAGUAGGUAAUUAUGGAAGAGGGGA
This is a messenger RNA of Neodiprion virginianus, 7775 nucleotides long. RefSeq names its product eye-specific diacylglycerol kinase (gene rdgA). The coding region runs from base 1 to 4044 and encodes 1347 amino acids. Gene Ontology annotation, biological process: diacylglycerol metabolic process; lipid phosphorylation; intracellular signal transduction. The transcript has 11 exons. Gene Ontology annotation, molecular function: protein binding; ATP-dependent diacylglycerol kinase activity. NCBI's taxonomy places the organism in Eukaryota, Metazoa, Arthropoda, Insecta, Hymenoptera, Diprionidae. The record is from RefSeq and is a predicted model, not a curated record.